UCCAUGGAAGACCCCCAGAAGUGGACAGCUCGCCUGUCCCUUGGUGGGAAUGUGAUGAAAAAUAGCUUCAGAAAAAUAGCUUCAUGAGUGCAAGAGGAAAGUGUUUCCACCAGCAAGCCAUGUCCGAAAGUUCCUCAGAUCAGAACACAAGUAGUCAAGAGAUUCGUCCAUCUAAUUCUUCCUACUACUCUGAUCCAAGGGAAACUCAUACUCUUUCAGCUCUGUCAAGGGACAGAAGAACAUUAUAUUCACGUUCAGAUUCUGGAAUAUCAUCCUUGCUUCCGUCAGAUUCUUGCAAGCACCUCACUUGGCAUGAGGUAGAGCAACAUGACGUUCAAGGAAGUCAGCUGCGUUGCCCAAGAGUAAGAGAAGGGCCGUCUGAAGAAGCCUUGCUUUGCAGAGAGGUGGGGUGUUCCUUGCCGCCAAAGAGAAGAACCCUUGAAAAAACCAAAUGGGAAGCAUGGCUACAAGAAAACUGGGAAGAAUGCACGAACUUGAACAUUUCAUUUCAAGAUUUGGGGGACCCUUAUCAAAUUGAAAAUUUUAAAAGGAUUCUUCGAAGAUUAAUUCGAGUUGAAACUCUCUGGUUAGUGGAUAAUUCGCUGGUGGACUUAAGUGCUAUAAGAUUGCCAAGCUGCAGAAUUUUAAAUAUGAACAAAAAUUGUCUCACAUCUUUUAAAAAAUUGCCAAAGAUACCUCAGAUACAGCAUUUAUCCCUGGCUGAAAACCACAUUGAGACCCUGGAUGCACUCUCCAGUUUGCAGUGCACGCCUUUGCAAUCCCUCGUGCUCACCAGGAACCCUUGUGAAUUUCACCAAAAUUACAGAAAAAGAGUGUUCUCCUGCUUGCCAAAUUUAAAGAUGCUGGAUGGGAUCUUGAAGCUACCAGAAGACUGUUCGUCACCAAAACCCAAUAUUUUUUCACAAAUAUGUGUUAUAUCCUAAUGUAAUAUGUAUAGAAAGGAAGCAAUCACCACUACUGCUAAGAGAUAAUAGCUGCAGGAACUGCAUGAUUAAAUACUGUAGUUUUAAUCAAGAUAGGAAGACACUUUCGGUAAAGGAUCAGACAGUAAGUAAACACUGUAGGUUUUGCUGGUCUUAUGGUCUCUGUCAUAGACACUAGCCUCCGCCAUUGUAGCACAAAAACAGUCAUAGAAGAUACGUAAAUGUAUAGAUGUGGCUAUGUCCCAAUAAAAGUUUAUUUGUAAAAAA
Chinchilla lanigera (long-tailed chinchilla) is the source of this 1211-nucleotide messenger RNA. RefSeq lists its product as uncharacterized. Bases 84 to 944 code for a protein of 286 amino acids. The transcript has 7 exons. The record is from RefSeq and is a predicted model, not a curated record. Gene Ontology annotation, molecular function: protein binding. NCBI's taxonomy places the organism in Eukaryota, Metazoa, Chordata, Mammalia, Rodentia, Chinchillidae.